This is a messenger RNA of Diplodia corticola, 5703 nucleotides long. RefSeq names its product cellular morphogenesis regulator. NCBI's taxonomy places the organism in Eukaryota, Fungi, Ascomycota, Dothideomycetes, Botryosphaeriales, Botryosphaeriaceae. Gene Ontology annotation, biological process: Golgi to endosome transport. Gene Ontology annotation, cellular component: endosome; trans-Golgi network. The record is from RefSeq and is a predicted model, not a curated record. Bases 1 to 5703 code for a protein of 1900 amino acids. The transcript is spliced from 4 exons.
AUGCCUGCAGCUCCCCUCAAGAAAGACAAGGCCUUCCGCCGCUACGAGUCCAACGUCGAGCGCGCCCUCGCCCUGUUCGACACACCCCAGCAAGAAUGGGCCGACUACAUUUCCUUCCUGGGCCGCCUGCUGAAGGCCAUCCAGACGCACCCCCAAGACGUGCCCCAUGUCCCGCAUAGCGCCACCAUCGCCAUCCGCCUGGCCCAAUGCCUGAACCCGUCAUUGCCCUCGGGUGUACACCAGAAAGCCCUCGAGGUUUACGCCUACAUUUUCUCCAUUCUCACGAAACCCGCUCUCUCCCAAAAUCUCCACGUCUACUUCCCCGGCCUUGCUUCCGUGCUGUCCUUCGCCUCGCUCUCCGUCCGGCCCGCUUUUCUCUCCCUCAUCGAGACUUACGUCCUCGCCGUCGAUGCGCAGGCGCUGAGACCCGCCCUCAAAUCGAUAAUACUGUGCCUCUUGCCCGGCUUGGAAGAUGAGACUGCCGAGGACUUUGAACGCAUCCUGCAGAUCGUGGACAAGCUGAGGUUUACAAUAAGUGGUGACGAAGCGCGCAAGAAUGACGGUGCUGGUGACGCGCAGGACUCCUACUUUUGGCAGUGCUUCUUCCUCGCCACCAUCACCAACGUUCCCCGCCGUCAAGGAGCCCUCGCGUAUCUGGUUCGGAGAUUGCCACAAUUCGGAACAAAACAGAGGCGCAACUCGGUAGUUGCCACUGAGGAAGAUGAUGUGCCUGCCGAGGCCCUGUCAAUGGCUGCAGAGGCUGCCAUUGCACCCGAGCCGGGCUUGCUGAUUAGGUGCUUUGCUGCCGGUCUCGGUGACAGCCAACUCCUGGUCCAAAGAGGGUACUUGGAUCUCCUGGUCAACUCGUUACCAUUGCACUCUGAAGUCCUCCAGGUGCGCAUCGACGGAAAGGACCUGGAACGACUGGUAUCCGCCGCCGCCGGCGUUGUCACGAGAAGGGAUAUGAGUCUGAACCGGAGACUGUGGUCAUGGUUUCUGGGACCCGACCCCGGUACCGACGCUGAUGGGGGAGAUGGACAGGCGGAGCCCAAGAGCCCUGUGGUUGACGUCAACUCGCAUCAUGCCGCCUACUUUGCCAGGUACGGCUUGCAGCCUCUUACAAAUGGAAUCAUGUCCAUGAUCAACACUCGCGACCAAUCGCCCGCCGCACAUGCAAAGCCUUUCCGAGUUUGCCUGUCUCUGAUGGAUCGCUGGGAGGUGGGCGGGCUUCUUGUCCCGUCUGUGUUCCUGCCGCUUCUCGAAAGCGCUCGGCGCUACGGCGAAUCCACAAGCAGGGAAAACUUCGAGGAGGUCCUACGUAGUGCCAGCAUCUUCUUCGAUGGUGUGGAAAGUGGUCUCAUCUGGGGCAAACUGUUCGAGCUCCUGGAUGAGGCCAUGCCCGAAGGUGCCAAGGACCGUGAGAAGGUGCUGCAGAAGUUGAAGCUGGCCAAAUUCAUCAUUACUCGUUUCAACAUCCGGGAGGAAGAGAUGUUACUUCAUCACGUUCCUUUAGUAGCGUGUGCUACGCUCAAGAUGCUCAACCACACCCCACCCUCAGUCAACAGUCAAAAUGAUACGGAGAAUUCCAUAUUAACAACGAAGCUGGACAUUGUGGACAUUCUGGUUCAGAGCAUUUCCGACCGUGCGCUCGCUAACAAGGGCUCCGAGGAUGGGGUGGAUGUAAAGGGUGUGCCCACCACGGAACUCGUACGAGCAUUCUAUAACGAGCAACAAGGCAAUCUCGAAACGAGUGGCGCCCCGUGCUCUUUUGUCCAGUUAAGAGACUCGUUGUUGCAGGAGACAGUAACCUUUUUCAUCAACUCUCUCCGUGCCAGCACCUCCGACAUGAUGAAAGAGAUCAGCACAAAACUGCUCUCCAAUAUCUUGUCAAGAGUCUCGGACACGACGGUUGUGAGCAGUAAGGAUCUACUGGCGGCAUUUGAAGAGGCGAUCAAAGUGGAGAAGUCCCAGGGUGCUGAACACCGUAUACCUUUCUCCUCAAUCAUCGCCGUCACGACAAUAAUGACGGCAUUCCAGCCCAGCAACGAUUCACCCGCUUUCUUUCCGCCUGCGCGUAUGCCAGAUCUUGUGAAUUCCCUGGUGGUGUCGACCUGGUAUUAUCUAUCUCCUUUCCGACCAAAGUACCAUGUCGAGGCUGUAAGGUGCCUGUGGCAACUGCAGGCCAUGACUGCAUCAGAUCACCUCGUCGAAGCUGCCGUGACUUCACUGAUGACCCAGGCCACGACGACUACCGCCAAGUCCGGUUCAGCGGAUGCGGCGGAUGCUGGCCGCCGGUUGGCUGUGCUCUGGACCCAUACCAUUCACGAACAGAACCAACAGGCUCAGAAGCCUGGCAGACUGUCCAGAAGGACGAGCGGAUUGCCUGUUUUGAGCGGCCUUAACGGUUUGGUGGGCGGCUACCAAUCGGUCCUGACUCGGCCACUAUUCUUGCUUCUGGACUCCCUGGCAGAGGAAGGCACUGAACUCUUCUUUUAUGUCCGGACCUGGCUCCAGGAUCUUCCCAGUUUGAACCGCGUCUUUGACAUAAUAAUGUCUCAUCUUCAAAGUCUUCAUUGCAUCAAGUAUCAAUCGUCAGACCGACUGGACGCACCAGUCACUCGACCGCCUGUCUUGAUAGACGACUCGAGAGAAUGUCUAUACCACAUGCAACAGUUGCUCAAUAUCUUUCGUUGGUCUUCCGAUCAUACUUGGGUCGUUCUUUCGAAAGACUACGUUCCGGUCGUAGAUCCAUCGGCGAAUGAGGAGCAGGAACUGAUGCUGCAGAAUCUGUUGGUCCGCAUCUGCAUGCGUGCACUGUCAGUUUCGAGUUCGACACAAUCGACCGGAUCAGAACCGCACAUCGACGCCCUGUAUCGAACAACCAUCUCAACCAUCCGCGCAAUCUUACUAAACCCAUAUUCUUUGCCGCUCAAGGAUCUGGAGUUGGAGUCGUUCCUCAUGGCUCGCCUGCAGUCCGCCAGCCCGUCCCUGCAAUCUCUGUUGCUCGAAGCCACGCUGGCUGCCCUUCAACUCCGUUUGCGCGCUGUGGUACCAGUCUCUCCAGUGGAACACAGGAUAUCCCGGGAACGUACAGGGAGUAUUCGCGAAUCAGUGGAUAAGGCUGUGGAGGAAGAAAUCCCUGUCAUCGCCCCACCGCCUCAGUUGGUCGAGUGCCUGAGAAAUGGGUUCUCCUCUCCCUCGAGCCGACUAGUUUUGGACGACUGGGUCAAGUUUCUCAUUGAAGUCUUGCCCCUGUUUGCGGAUACGAUUUUCCAGAACUUGCUUCCCUUGGUCGAGUGUUUAUGCAAGCAGAUUCAAUUAACGUUCGGCCAGCUCAAGUCCACAUUUAGCCAAUCCGUCCAUCCAGGCUCGAUUUCACCAGAAUCAACCCUGAUUGCGCUAAUGAACGGCCUGGAGCAGAUACUUGCAAAUGCUCACCAGAGACUUGUCUUGCAGGAAAUGAAGGUCACCACAGUGAAAACGCCGGAGCAGCCUCAGGGCUUCUUUGGUAACAUGGUUUCUGGUGUCUUCGCCAACGAAGCUAACCAGACUCGAGCUGUCACCGCCAACAGCAGACUUACUGUCCUUCUUUGCUUCCAGGACACUGUUCGCAUCUGUUUCGGCAUCUGGUCCUGGGGAGGUUACGGCCAUUCCAAGCACGAUCAUACCUCUCUCGCGUCUUUCGGGUACACGUCCCUGCGAAUGAGAAACAGGGCCAGGCGCAUCCUUGAGCAUUUGUUCACCGCGGAGACUUUGGAAUGCUUGGAAACCCUGGCUGUUGUCUGGUGUCGAUCUCCGCGAGCAAGUCAGGAAGCGAACGCCGUGAUGAGCCUUCUCAACGUACUCAACGGGUCAAGUCCAAAGCACACAACUCCUGCUAUAUUCAAUGCCGUCUACAGCAGAACAAAUCCACACGCACUAGAUCCUCACCGCAUGUCGACCUUGACAUCCGACCUGGCUGAUACCGACUUGGUCGCGUUCUUAGUCGAUUACACAAAGUCAUUGGAAGACGAUGCCAUGGACGAGAUCUGGCCAGACUGCUUGACAUUCCUGAGGGAUGUUCUGGCCAAUCCUAUGCCGCAUCGUCAGAUUCUACCUGCGCUGCUGGAGUUCACCGCCACACUUGCAGAGAAGGUCGACAAUACAAAUUUCGGCGAGCAGCGUCGCAUGCGGCGUGACCUUGGGGAUCUUUUCAUGCGUCUACUGACAGCUACUUUCACGACCCGUCCGAUGGGAUACUUUCAAGACUCGUCCACAAUGUCGGUCGACAAGAUCCCUGAAGAAAACGGCAGCUCCGCUACUCGAUCUUCAGACAUCGUAACCGUCUUGGUGUCGAUACUUCCCAAGCUUCCCCUCAUCCUUGUCGACAACGACCGGAUUGCGAAUGCAGCUACAUCUAUCAGUACCAACGUCAUUGGUCCCGCUUUCCGCGCGAAGGCCUUCCCGGAAACGGUCUCGCCUCUUCUGCUUGAUCUCAUUUACGAGUUGACACGGACUUCAUCGCUCCCUGCUGCUACUAAAGCUUGGAAACGUGAUAUCGAGGCCGCAUUCAAUGACACCAAGUUCUUCGCCACGGAGACGAAGCUUGCACUGGAGAAGUGGCUACCUGUGCUCCGCAUGUGGAGUCAAAACGACAAGGACCGCAUGCCGGAACUGCUCUCCCGGCUCAGUGCUCCAACUACGGCGGGCAUCAUGUUCGGCGUCGGUGCAACAAGCGCAAGGCUCGAAGCAGACCGCAAGACGCAGCUGAACCUGCGCCGGAUGACCAUCCUCGUCCUCGCCAACCCCGAAGACACGUAUACCAUCAACCUCGGCGGCAUCCUGGAGAAGCUGACGGAGCUUCUCACGGCGACGCCGGCAUCGUCGCCGUCGUCAGCCACGCGCGCCGACAUCUUCCUACUGCUGCGCGCGCUCGUCCUGCGCAUCUCGCCCGUGCACCUCGCGCCCGUGUGGCCCGUCAUCACGGCGGAGCUGACGCACGCCAUCGCGUCGGUGCUGCCGGACGACAAGGAACAGCACGAGCGGUAUAACAACCUGAGCGUCCUGCAGGCGUGCAAGCUGCUCGACACGCUCGUCACACUCGCGCACGACGACUUCCAGCUGCACGAGUGGCUGUUCCUGACGGACACGAUCGACGCCGUCUACCGCCCCGACCUCGACUGGCGGCCCGUGGCGCUCGUGGACGAAGUGGCGGAGGCGCUGCAGGAGAGACAGGCCAAUGCCACCGCCGCCGCCGCCGCCGCUUCGGCAGCGGAUGAACCGGCUGGAACUGGAGCCGUGGCGGACGACACUGCCGCCGCCACCGCCGCCGCCACCAGCGGCGGUCCAUCGUCGCUCACCAGCCCAACAACCACCACCACCACCACCACCGCAGCCCCUGCGCCCGGCAAGCCCGCCGCCUCCUCACACGACCAGGAAAACGAAAACAGCAGCAACAGCAACGACAGCACCAACAACAACACCAAGCGCCGCUCCCUCCUCGCGCCCGUCCUGCGCGCCGCGCAGGAACAGGGCGUCUUCGGCGACAGCGCCGACGCCAAGGCCAUGGGCAAGAUGGCGUUCGUCCUCGGCGUCGUGCGCCCCUUCCUCGGCCAGCUGAGCAUCCUCGCGUUCGAGGAGACGUACCGGAUGGGGGCGGUGGACCUGGCCGAGGUGGAGGCGUGGGUGGCGGGGGAUGUGUUUGAUGAGGGGGGGAUUGCUUAG